AUGCUGAAGAAAGAAAGUCUCAUAGGGGAGUCAAUUGUUUCCACAACUACGCGUGAAAUAAAUAGUCUUGCAUCGAAUGCUGAUAAAUCAGCUCUUAAAAGGGAAGAAAUAGAUGAUAAUAGGUUUGAGUCCUCCACUUCUGUCGACAGCAAAGGUUUCGACGAAAGGGAGCUUAUUCUUGGUAGACAGUCUUUGGAGAGCUCUGACACUUAUUCUGAUAAGAAAAUAAUUUCUGAUAUUUUGCUCCAGAGCACAUCUAUUAAUGAAAAUAAAAAUAUGUCGACAACUGAUGAGGUAACGCUCAAAGACUCAGAAGAAGAAAAACCGAAGCUUCAAAAUGGGCCGGAAGAAGAAGAAGAGCCAGAAAUCCUUAUUGAG
Protopolystoma xenopodis is the source of this 378-nucleotide messenger RNA. The record is from the annotation of a GenBank genome assembly. Lineage: Eukaryota; Metazoa; Platyhelminthes; Monogenea; Polystomatidea; Polystomatidae.